AUGAAUAAUGAGGAUCCUGGAAUUUCAGGAAAUCAAUAUAGAGGUACAGUGAUUGUUGGGUUUAGUGACAGAAUACCUUCUGAUAAAGAUAAUAAAGACAAUAUAUGUUUACAGACCGGUGAAGAAUUUUCUGCCGAGUUCUUACGCGACCGGGUCGGUUUAAGAAGGUUUCCUGUCAUAACUGAUGCAGAGCAGCACAUGCCAAACAGAAUGGACUUCAAUGUUAAUAAUAGUAAACCGGUCUACGAGGAUCAAAAACACGUCGUUGGGCUAGGGAGAAUGGAUUCUGAUAGCAAUUUGGAUUUGUUAGAUAUUGCUUUUGCUAGAGGCUAUGUUGCUGAAGUUGACAACAGGGCAUGUCAUAAUAAUUUGACCAGAUACCAGUGUGAACAUGGUGGUACCAGACAAGCAUCGAGUGCAUUUUCUAGACAAUUAUCAAUUGGAUUUUCUGACGGAUGCGAUCAAGUUGCCUUGGCAUCAAAUACUCCUCGUUCAUGCCAACCUUAUGGAACAGUAGUCUCAGAAGGUUCCUUCUACCAAAAGAUAAAGUUUUUAUGUAGUUUUGGAGGUCGAAUACUACCAAGGCCAAAUGAUGGGAAGCUCAGAUAUGCAGGGGGAGAGACGCGGAUUAUAUCGAUUAGGAAAAACAUCACACAUGAGGAACUUACAAGGAAGACUUCUGAUAUUUGCAAUCAAACUCACAUUAUCAAAUACCAGCUUCCUGGAGAGGAUCUUGAUGCUCUUAUUUCUGUUUGUUCUGAUGAGGAUCUUCAUCAUAUGAUUGAGGAGUAUGAGGAGCUUGAAAGAGGCGGAGGCUCGCAACGACUGAGGAUUUUUCUCAUAGCUUCAAAUGAAUCAGAGAGUCCAAGUUCUAAUGAACCAAGAGUCAAUCAGCAAAGUGAUGCUGAUUAUCAUUAUGUUGUUGCUGUUAAUGGUAUACUAGAUCCAUGUCCGCGAAAGAAUCUUAGUGGACUGAAUCUGGCAGGCCAUGCUAGCCAGUUUACAACUGCCUCUGAUUACAACAGUCCACAUUUCCAUAGGGAAUCAUCCACAUAUGCAUUUGCUUCAGAUUUUAUUGAUUGCAGCCCAACCUCUUCAAAUUUGGCAGGAACAAUGUCAAAACAAAGUCUAUUUGUAACAUCAAUGAAGGUAGCGGGCAAGUCGUUUGAUCAAAUGCCUCCAUCUCCCAUUUGUGCACAGCCUAAAGAUCCAAAUAUUUCUAAUGUCCAGUUAUUUACGGAUCAACCAUAUAAUGUUGUUAAUGAAAACAUUAUUCCCUAUGUCAUGGAAAAAAUUCCACGCGACAACUCUUUGUAUGUAGACAGUACCAGUUAUGUUGAUCCCAUUGCAUAUUAUAACAAUCAUCCCCAAGGGCCUCCAUGUAUGAACCACCAUCCUAGUAAUCAAUAUCCAUUGGAGUCUGACCAAAUCAGGAAGUCUAACGCUAAUUUCCAUUUUCACAGAAGAAACAAUAGUAAAGAAUUUGUUUCUUCUGCAAUUUUUAAUCAGACAGAUACGAAAUUUGAGAGGCCUUUAGUAAACAAAGAAGGUUCAUACCAUUUUAACAAGAUUGUCUCUCAUACACAUCAGUCAUCGAGUGUAUUCUCAAUGUCUGAUGAUAAGGAUGUUUCUCAGUACAGAAUGUUGCAUGCACUCUCUGACUCAACGCUUCUGGAGAAUAGUGAGAACUACAAAGAUCACCUGCAAUUUCUGCUUAAUGUUGAGAGAGACAAAUUGUCGUCGCUGGGAACUUCAAGCUCUUUGGAAGAAUGUUCAAUGCAGCUAGAAGAGAUAUGUGAUGGGAAAGAACGUACAGUUUUACAUCAAAACUGGCCGACUUUUGGAAUGACUGAUAGUUGCAAGCGAUUGUCAGAAAUUGGUAAAGAGAACGUACAAUGUGUAGGUAAAAGCACUGAUUGCUUUGUUGAAAAAGUUGGAGCUGUGCCACAACAGUUACAGUACAUCUACUAUCAACAUGGUGCUUGCUCGUCUUCACCAGAUUUACAAAGCAGUGAAUGCAGUGAUUCUGCUGCACCACUUAUGUCGUCAGAGUUGGCUAGAUGCAUGACAGAGCAACCAAAUGGUAUACCGUUUGACACAAUUGCUUCUGAGUUUUCUAUGAGAAGCCAAAGUUCACCAAUGCAUUACCAAUAUGCUGUGUCAGAAACAAAAGACAGUCAACCACCUACCCCUGGCUUUUUUGAGAUACGUCCUAUUGACUCCCAAACCGACACAGAAUCCGUGCUACCUAUCUCGUAUCCAGAUGUGGUUUCUUCUUCACUAAGAGAGGUUCUUGACCCUGACGGCAAUCCUGCAUACUACCAGAACCGAAAGGAAGAAAGCAUAGUCACUAAGAAACAAUCGUAUGAAUACAUUGAUGAAUUUUGCAUCAACAAAGCAGAAUCAGCAACAGUUGUCAAAGAAUCAAUUGAUUAUAUUUCUUCAAGUAUCCAGUCAUGCUUACAAGUUGUCUCAAAUACAGAUGAAGAGGGCAAACAUACAUAUUCUGAAAAAUCAGGGGUAGUGUGUGUUAAUCCAGAAUCUGAAAGUAAGCUUGGAAAAGCCGAUAAUGAAAACUUGAAUAAGCCUAUUGGUAAUUCAGAGACUGCUGAAACAGAGUCGGAACUUUAUGGUUUACAGAUUAUUGAGAAUGGUGAUCUUGAAGAACUACAUGAGUUAGGAUCUGGAACCUUUGGAACCGUUUAUCAUGGCAAAUGGAGAGGAACAGAUGUUGCAAUUAAGAGAAUAAAAAGUAGCUGUUUCGCUGGUAGAAUGUCAGAGCAAGAGCGGUUGACUAAAGAUUUUUGGAGGGAGGCAAAGAUUCUAUCAACUCUUCACCAUCCAAAUGUGGUGGCAUUUUAUGGGGUAGUUCCAGAUGGUCCAGGUGGAACAUUGUCAACUGUAACAGAAUACAUGGUGCACGGAUCACUGAGAAAUGUUCUCUUGAAGAAGGAGAGAGUGCUUGACCGUCGUAAAAGGAUAAUGAUUGCAAUGGAUGCAGCCUUUGGCAUGGAAUAUUUGCAUUUAAAAAGUAUUGUUCAUUUUGAUUUGAAGUGUGAUAAUUUGCUUGUCAACUUGGGUGAUCCUGAGCGGCCUGUAUGUAAGGUUGGAGAUUUUGGCCUAUCGAGAAUUAAACGCAACACAUUUGUUUCUGGUGGUGUCAGAGGGACUCUUCCAUGGAUGGCACCGGAACUACUGGAUGGUAACAGCAUUAGAGUAUCUGAGAAGGUCGAUAUUUUCUCAUUUGGCAUCACAAUGUGGGAAAUUUUGACUGGGGAAGAACCUUAUGCUAACAUGCACUGUGGUGCUAUCAUAGGAGGUAUUGUCAAUAAUACACUGAGGCCAUCUAUUCCAAAACGCUGUGAUUCUGAGUGGAAAAAGUUGAUGGAAGAAUGUUGGAGCCCUGAUCCUGAAGCCAGGCCAACCUUCACAGAAGUUAAAAAUAGACUCCGCAACAUGUCAGCUACACUGCAGAAAAAGAGACCUAAUGUUGGGAUUCGGUGA
Messenger RNA from Lathyrus sativus (Indian pea), 3504 nucleotides. Lineage: Eukaryota; Viridiplantae; Streptophyta; Magnoliopsida; Fabales; Fabaceae. The record is from the annotation of a GenBank genome assembly.